Messenger RNA from Sipha flava (yellow sugarcane aphid), 1985 nucleotides. It is a transcript of the gene Mpi, whose product is annotated as mannose-6-phosphate isomerase. The transcript has 7 exons. Gene Ontology annotation, biological process: GDP-mannose biosynthetic process; carbohydrate metabolic process. The record is from RefSeq and is a predicted model, not a curated record. Gene Ontology annotation, cellular component: cytosol. Lineage: Eukaryota; Metazoa; Arthropoda; Insecta; Hemiptera; Aphididae. Bases 318 to 1535 code for a protein of 405 amino acids. Gene Ontology annotation, molecular function: zinc ion binding; mannose-6-phosphate isomerase activity.
ACUUUCAAAAAAAAAAAUUAAAUGUAUGAUUUACAUAAUUAUUAAUAAUUAAUUUGAAUACGAGAGUGAAAUUAUACUUCAGUGUUGGCACGCCUUAGACUACAGCUGAUGAUCUGUUAUACGUAUUAUGUACCUUCUUCUUGGCGCCAUGAUUUAACAUUUAUUUAUGGCACUAUGUUCUAUGUUUAUGCUGGGGAUGCAAUAAAAUAUUCCUUGAAUUGAAAUUCAUAUCAAUUCUCAUUAUUUUACGUGUACUUUAACCUUUUUAAUUGCGUUCAGUUUUUACUUCUGGAUAAGUUUUAUAACAUAUUUUCACUAUGCUUGAAGUUUAUGAAUUAAAAUGUUUCAUUCAAAAUUACUUAUGGGGAAAAAGGGGUUCCGAGAGUGAAGUCAGUCGUCUGAGUUUGGCUGGCCAACAUAUAGAAUCUAUUAAUGAAGAACAAUAUUACGCUGAAUUAUGGAUGGGUGCUCAUAGCAAAAGUCCUUCGAUACUUAAAAAUUCUGAGCAAAAACUCAGUGACUGGAUCAAUGACAAUGAAGAAAUAUUAGGAAAAUCAUCUAUUUUGAAAUUUGGUAAUAAAUUGCCAUUUUUAAUGAAAGUAUUAUCCAUAAAUUCUGCUCUUUCUAUCCAAGUACAUCCAUCAAAGGAUCGUGCUGAAGAACUGCAUAAGCAAUUUCCCGAAUUAUAUCCAGAUUCUAAUCACAAACCAGAAAUGGCUAUUGCACUGAGUAAUUUUGAAGGGCUUUGCGGUUUUCGCCCAUACUCUGAAAUUAAAUUUUUUUUGAAAGAAAUACCAGAAUUUCAAUUAAUGCUUGGAUAUGAUCUCAUUAGACAAUUUAAUGAUGACAUUAACAAUUCACAAAUUUUGUUAAAGGACAUAUUUUAUAAGUUAAUGACAUUAGAAAAAGAAAUUAUAAGCCAAAACGUAAAAAGUCAUAAAAGUAAACUACAAUCACUGUGUGAUGAUGAAAAAAAAAAGUUCUUAACAGUACUGUUUUAUCGACUUGAUUGUUGGUUUCCAAAUGAUGUGGGUUGUUUUUGCAUUUAUUUUCUAAAUUAUAUACAACUCUUACCAGGCCAAGCAAUCUAUUUAGGAGCUAAUGAACCUCAUGCUUACAUCCAUGGAGAUUGUAUUGAAUGUAUGGCUUGUUCUGAUAAUGUUAUAAGAGCUGGGCUGACUCCAAAGCAUAUUGAUGUAAAAACUUUAUGUAGUAUGUUAAAUUUUAAUGGUGCUCCUGUCGAAUCAAAGUUAUUUUACGGAAUUCAAGAAAAUUCUUAUACAACCCUUUUUAGGCCACCUGUACCUGAUUUUGCAGUUGCUCACAUUAAAGUUCCUGCAAAUAACAUCUAUACACUAUUAAAAAGAGAUGUUGCUUCUAUAAUCCUUAUUGUUCAUGGUCAAUGUAAAAUAGAAGAGUCAUCAGAUUUAAUCUUUUCAACAGGGAAAGUGUUCUUGAUACCAGCCAACAAAGUAGUUCAAUUACAUGUUGAAAUUGAAUUUUUAGAAUUAUUCCAAGCAUUUGUUAAUUUAUAAACCCCAUUUUAACGUGUUUGCUGUGUCUUCAAGGUAAUGGUAAAAUACUAAAAUUAGCAAAAUUGGCAUUAAAAAUAGUACAGAACUUAAAUAUCAAGAUUUAAAAAAAAAAUCAAUCAAACUAUAAUACCUAUAACUAUUUAUUAGUUCAAAAAAUAUUUAUUUAAAAAUCUAACUAUUUCAACCAUGCUAUCAUAUUUUAGUAGAUGUAUAUAAAAUAAUUCCAUUAUUGAUUGUAGUCAACAACCACAGCAAAUGUGUUUAAUAGUCAAUUGGCCAAUAGAUAAUUUUAGUCUAUGUUAAAUAAUUACAUUUCAGUGUGUUCUUUUACAUAUACAAUCAUUUUGUAUAGUAUUAAAUUCUUACUGCCAUUUUAUAUGACAUAAGUAUACCUACUCUAAAUUAUUACAUUUUAACUGUAUUAGUUGAAAAUUUUUUAAUUCUAUUCAA